AGUGGCUCGCAGAUUGAUAUUGCUAAUGUAGACCCAAAAGUGCCGUGGCCAGGCAAGGCCCUUUACCAGUUUGAAGUGCCAAACGAGGGACGCUUUAUAAUGAUGCAGUGGGCCAACAUGGCAGUUGCAGAGCGAGACUAUGCAACCACUGGCAAGAUGCCGGAAUUUCGGGAGAACGUUAAGCUGAAGAAGAAGCAAUUCGUGAAACAUCAUAUGGAUGUGGUAAAGAAAGUCAACAAAAAAAUCAUGAGGAAACGGCAUAGCGACAAGGUUUUCGUAUGCCCGUACUGCCGAGAAAUGACCGGCCGGAAGGACAACGUGCGCGUCCAUAUGCAUGGAAGUGAAAAACGCCGUCAGCGUCCGUGUGGUUCACGGCCGAAGAAUGCAUCUAAAAUAGAUGCGCCACUAUUGCUUCUAGACUAUGCGCCGCCGACUGUGGAUGAAUUUGUCGAGGAAGUGAGUGAAGAAGACAUUCUGUGCACCGAAGAAAUUGGAGAGAAUGGGGAUCUGAUUGAGGGUAAUGUCGAGCAAGAGCAAGAGCAAGAGCAAGAGCAAGAGCAAGAGCAAGAAGGUGCAGAAGGGCAGGAGGAUGAUGACGAUAUGGAAUCGGAGGAUGCAGAGUAACAAGGGACUUGUGGAUGGAUGAUGGCGUGUUGGAGGCGAAUGUGUUCAGGCAGUAGUAUUGUUCUGUAGUAUUAUUUUUUAUGAUCUUUUGUUGUUGAUUUGGUACUCUGUAGCAUGUAAAUUUGGCCUUUUCCAGCGAUGCUAUCUCAUUAGGAUGUGCUAUUUCCUGCCAGUAUGCAUUAUUAAAACUGCCAGUAUGUUUCUAGACUGAA
Paramacrobiotus metropolitanus is the source of this 836-nucleotide messenger RNA. Its product is annotated as eukaryotic translation initiation factor 5B-like. Bases 100 to 624 code for a protein of 174 amino acids. The transcript is spliced from 3 exons. The record is from RefSeq and is a predicted model, not a curated record. NCBI's taxonomy places the organism in Eukaryota, Metazoa, Tardigrada, Eutardigrada, Parachela, Macrobiotidae.